AUCGUGUCCCAGCCCACAGCCAACAGAGAAAACCAUUGUGUCAAAGAGACAGCACCAAAAGGCAAAACGAAGGACACCAUGGCAAAGAAGGUGGCAGUGAUUGGAGCGGGAGUCAGUGGCCUGGUCUCUCUGAAGUGCUGUGUGGAUGAGGGACUGGAGCCCACUUGCUUUGAGCAGACUGAAGAUAUUGGAGGGCUGUGGAGGUUCAAAGAAAAUGUUGAAGAUGGCCAAGCAAGUAUCUAUCAAUCUGUCAUCACCAACACCAGCAAAGAAAUGUCCUGUUUUAGUGACUUUCCAAUGCCGGAGGACUUUCCAAACUUCCUGCACAAUUCUAAGCUCCUGGAGUAUUUCCGGAUUUUUGCCAGAAAGUUUGAUCUUCUAAAAUAUAUCCAGUUCCAGACAACAGUCCUCAGUGUGAAAAAACACCUGGAUUUCUCAUCCUCUGGCCAAUGGGAAGUUGUUACUGAGAGGAACAGCAAGAAGCAAAGUGCUGUCUUUGAUGCAGUUAUGGUUUGCAGUGGCCAUCACAUCCUCCCUCACAUCCCACUGGAGUCAUUUCCAGGUAUCGAGAGGUUCAAAGGCCAGUAUUUCCAUAGCCGCCAAUACAAGCACCCAGAAGGAUUUGAGGGGAAACAUAUCCUGGUGAUUGGACUAGGGAACUCGGCCUCAGAUAUUGCCGUUGAGUUGAGUAAGAAGGCUGCUCAGGUAUUUAUCAGCACCAGACAUGGUUCCUGGGUCAUGAGCCGUAUCUCUGAAGAUGGUUAUCCCUGGGACAUGGUAUUCCACAGCCGGUUUAGGUCCAUGCUCCGAAAUGUCCUGCCACAAACAAUUCGAAAAUGGAUUAUGGAACAGCAGAUGGAUCGGUGGUUCAACCAUGAAAAUUAUGGCCUUGAGCCUCAAAACAAAUAUCUUAUGAAAGAACCUGUACUAAAUGAUGAUCUUCCAAGUCGUAUACUCUAUGGAACCAUCAAGGUGAAACCAAGAGUGAAAGAGCUCACAGAAACUUCUGCCAUCUUUGAAGAUGGAACAGUGGAGGAAGAGAUUGAUGUCAUUGUCUUUGCAACAGGAUAUACUUUCUCUUUUCCCUUCCUUGAAGAUUCACUUGUUAAAGUAGAGGAUAAAAUGGUCUCACUGUAUAAAUACAUGUUCCCUCCUCACCUGGAGAAGUCCACUCUGGCAUGCAUUGGUCUCAUCCAGCCCCUAGGUUCCAUUUUCCCAACUGUUGAACUUCAAGCUCGUUGGGCUACCAGGGUCUUCAAAGGCUUGUGUACCUUGCCCUCAGGGAGCACUAUGAUGGCGGACAUUAUCAAGAGGAAUGAAAAAAGAAUAGAUCUGUUUGGAAAGAGCCUGAGCCAGACACUGCAGACCAAUUACGUUGACUACUUGGACGAGCUUGCCUUAGAGAUAGGUGCGAAGCCAGACCUCCUGUCUCUCUUGUUAAAAGACCCCAAACUUGCUGUGAAGCUCUACUUCGGACCCUGCAACUCCUACCAGUACCGCCUCAUUGGGCCCGGGCAGUGGAAGGGGGCCAGGAGUGCCAUCCUCACCCAGAAACAAAGGAUACUGAAGCCUUUAAAGACACGGGCACCAAAAGCUUCAAGUGAUUUCCCUAUUUCCUUCCUGUUGAAAAUUCUGGGGCUUCUCGCUAUUGUUGUGGCCUUUUUUUUUCAGCUUCAAUGGUUCUAAUCCAUCAGCAUAAAGUUGACUUUAGUGUCAGUCAGUUCCUCUUAAAAAAGAAAAAAAAACUAAAAAAGAAAAAAUACAAAAUCUAGAUUCUAUAUUUCAGAGUUGGGAGGAGCAGAGAGAGGUUGCUGUAGAGAAUUCGAAGAAUUAGGUCCGGGUAAAACACCAAAAUGGUGUCAUGAAAGUUCUUUGCCAUUUCACUUUUCCUUCAAGUUCACCAGACUCUCCAAAAGGACAAUUAAAUAGCACUGGCUACAUACUGCCAGCCCCCAUGGAAGAGGGCUGUGUGGAAAAAAAUAGAAAUAUGCAAAAGGAAAAACAAGCUCCAUGGUUGAAAACAUUGGAAAAUUUCAAUGGUGGGUAAAUACUUAAACUCCUGCAUGAUGUUCUUGAUAGUCUUCUUACUUGGACUGUAUUUGGUAACAAAGCUCUCAGGAGUUAGGUCAUGCUCCAUUUGAUUAGCAAGGAAUCACUCAAAAGUCCUGGCAUAAAAAAUGAGAAGCUAGACUCAGAAAUUGAUGGCAAUGAUCAGGCAAGACUCCUGAGCUUCCUGGUGAAAGCUAAGCCAAUAGCCACAUUUCUUACAUUUUGAUAGAAACACAGCUAUAAAUAUACCAAAACAGCUAUAUACAUAUUUAGUACUUAUCAUAGACCAGACAUUGUGCUAAAUGCACAUCAUAUGUAUUAACUUCAUUUAAAUCUCACAAUAAUUCUCCAAGAUGUGUGAGGCUAUUCUACCCAUUUUACAGAUGAUGAAACUGAGACUCAGAGCAGUUGUGUAACAUGCCCAAGACCAUACAGCUGGUCUUGUAUGGAGCUGGGAUUGGAACCCAGUUUUGCUUGAUUCUAGAACUGCAGAUCAUAACCUUUACCCAGAAUAUACUUAUUUACAAAAACCCUUAUUAUUGAUAAAGUACUUAUUAACAGUUUAUUAUAUUUGUAAUCAUAUAUAUGUUGCUUUUGGAAGAACUUAAUACAGAUAACAGUAUUCUUCUUGCAAAUAUAAUCAAUUAAUUGUAUUCAUAAUACUUGUUUUAUAGACCAGCCAGAUCUAAAAAGCAUUUGAAGGAAUUUACAAUGAAAACCUAUACAAGGCGGCGGCCUGGGUGGCUCAGUGGCUCAGCGGUUUAGCGCUGCCUUCAGCCCAGGGAGUGAUCCUGGAGAUCUAGGAUCAAGUCCCUGCAUGGAGCCUGCUUCUCCCUCUGCCUCUCUGCCUCUCUCUGUGUGUUUCUCAUGAAUAAAUAAAUAAAUAUUAAAAAAAAGAAAACCUAUACAAGAACAUUUAAGAUAAUCAUUGGCAUUUUGAAAAAACAAGCAUCAAGGAAGAAGUAUAUGUCUCAAGUAGAUGAAAAGCAUUAUAAUAAUUUAGCCUUGUAUUUAGCUCUAACCUUAAAAAUAACCAAUGCAAAAAGUGAAACAAUAUGUAAUCUCUGUCAUUUGAUAAAAGGAAGCAUAGCAGUUUGUCAGGAGACAUACAUUCUUGGAACUGAAAUCUAAAAAAGAUACAAGCAAUUCAACAUCAACAGAUAUUGAGCAACAUAAUAAACAUUUGGUUUAUCAGUCUACUACAGUCAUUCUCUGCAUGAACUGUGCUUCGGGAAAUAAACUAUGCCCUAAGCCCAAGGCCUUUUGAAGAGGGAAAAAGUCAGAGAUUAGAGAUUUAAGCAAAUUUCUCCUCUUACUCUUCCAAAGUCUGUGUGGAAACUGUUCUUCACUUUGGCCUGGAUUUGUCCCUGAAGUAUCCAGAGCAAUGUAAUGGCAACCUGUCAGUGGAAGCUUUAUUUUUUAUUGAAAUGCAAAAUAAUUUUUCAUUGUCCUAUGGGCAGUUUUCUUUGAAAAAAUUGCAGAUGGUAUAUAUACUUCUUGAUUAAAAACUGAUUACUUUGCUAAUUAUUAAAAUUAUUUGCCAGCCAUUAUGGCUUGCAAUAUAUGGCUUGCAAUAUGAUGCAGAAAGCCAUUUUAUUAUUGAUAAAAAUAAUAUUGAUAAUAAUAAUAAAUUGAAAGCCUUUAUGGCUAGAACAGGUGAACUGUUGUCUGUGGAUUAAAUGCAGAGCACUACAUAUUUCUGUAAAUAAAGUUUUAUUGGAACACAACCACAAAAUACAUUUAUGGUCUGUGGCUGCUUGCAAGCUAUAAUAGCAGAGGUAAGUAGUUGCAACAAAAACAGUGUGACUCACAUGCUAUAAAAAAUUUAAUUUUAUUUCUUUAAUCCUCAAACCCUUAUUAUGCAUCAGCAGAUUGAAACUCAAUAGAGUCAAAUGAUCUUCCCAAGUUAUGUGGCCUGUAAGUGGGUCCAGCUGGGCUUUACUGCCAGCACAUGAUGGUGUACCAGAUAACGAACUGGAAAAAAGUCAUUUAUUCUUUGUUUUUCAGUGUCUGUCUUAUAUCCAAGAUAAAAAUGUAAUUUUAAUCAAUUCUGUUCCCUCUCUACACACCAAAAAUAAAAUUUACCCCCCAAGAAUACUAAAAACUACAAGUUGUCAAAGAUUCACAAAUGCUCUUAAUAUGUCUGAUAAGAUGAUAUAAAAGUAUAUUAAUGUCUACAUUAAUAAAUAUUAUAUUAAUUUAGGUAUUAAAAUAUCUAAAUAAGAAUGGGAACUGCAUUUGUUUAAGAAAUAGAUAUAUCUUCACAAGUGCCUGAGGAAAAAAAGAGAGACUUGAG
This is a messenger RNA of Nyctereutes procyonoides (raccoon dog), 4345 nucleotides long. RefSeq names its product flavin containing dimethylaniline monoxygenase 2 (gene FMO2). The coding region runs from base 79 to 1686 and encodes 535 amino acids. The transcript is spliced from 9 exons. Gene Ontology annotation, molecular function: flavin adenine dinucleotide binding; NADP binding; N,N-dimethylaniline monooxygenase activity. Lineage: Eukaryota; Metazoa; Chordata; Mammalia; Carnivora; Canidae. The record is from RefSeq and is a predicted model, not a curated record.